CAAUUCACCCAGCACUUGAGCAUUCUAUAUAAAAGACACAGUAUGGCUGAAGUUGCAUUCACAGUUCCAGCCAAGCGAUUUUCCCCGACUCAUCAUGCAACUCUCUGCCUUUAUUCUGCUCUUUUGUGGCUGUUUCUGCCUGCUGCGAGCUCAAUGCAUUGAUAACUACGAACCGGGUUGCAAGUUGUCAGUGGAGAUUGGACGAGCUCAAAGGCAUUGCAUUGAUCCUACCAAGUACUGGAUGUGCCAUCAAUUGAAUGCCAAGGCACAGCUCAACAAGUGUAUGCCCAACACAGGUUUCGAUCAGAUCAAGGAGGCUUGUAUUCCCUGGAUUGAUUGGGUGUGGAAGCCAUGCAUUGAGCCACCAAGUCGACCAGCGGGCUGGACAAGUUGUUAACCCCCAAAUAAAAAUAUUAAUAAUGGAGAAUUAAUGGAUAUUUGUGACAAAAAUGAACUUAAAUAGAGGGAAAAAUGUGCUAAAAGUCUAGAGACAGAUCUUAACGUUAUUGAUUCAACAGUGAAAAUUGAAUAAAAUAAAAUAAUUUAAAAAUUUGAAGCAGAUUAAAAACUUAAAAUAAUAAACAAAGA
Messenger RNA from Drosophila sulfurigaster albostrigata, 588 nucleotides. RefSeq lists its product as uncharacterized. Gene Ontology annotation, molecular function: chitin binding. The transcript has 2 exons. Lineage: Eukaryota; Metazoa; Arthropoda; Insecta; Diptera; Drosophilidae. Bases 95 to 397 code for a protein of 100 amino acids. The record is from RefSeq and is a predicted model, not a curated record.